Rhincodon typus (whale shark) is the source of this 4339-nucleotide messenger RNA. RefSeq names its product CD109 molecule (gene cd109). Bases 151 to 3750 code for a protein of 1199 amino acids. Gene Ontology annotation, cellular component: extracellular region. The record is from RefSeq and is a predicted model, not a curated record. The transcript is spliced from 27 exons. NCBI's taxonomy places the organism in Eukaryota, Metazoa, Chordata, Chondrichthyes, Orectolobiformes, Rhincodontidae. Gene Ontology annotation, molecular function: endopeptidase inhibitor activity.
CCUCGCUUUGAAGUUUUAAUCAACACAUCAUCUGUCUAUCUUCCACUCGAUCAAACGAACAUAACCGGAACCGUCACUGGACAAUACCUGUAUGGAAAACCAGUGAGAGGAAAUGUGACAGUUAGCAUCUCCAACCCGGUCAUCCCACAGAUGCUCAACAAAACUUUUGAGGUGAAUGGGACUGUCCAUUUCAGCUUUGCUACUGCUGAACUUCAGGAGAUCUUCCCUAACCUAUUUGGAGAUUUUCUGGGGUUUGAACUUUUAUCCCCAGCAAACCAGUCAUUGCGGUCACUGAUAGGACCUUGGCUGGAACCCUACAUGUUUCAUAAAUUCCCACUGACAAUCAAAGCUGCAAUGACAGAAUCACAAACAGGAGUGAUGCAAUCCACAGACAUAAAAGUCACCGUUUCAUUUGUGAAAUACCGGCUGCAGAUUCUCAGCUAUCAGAAAAUAAUAAAGCCGCCGCUCAACUUCACAGCCAAGGUCCAGGUGAUACGUGUCGAUCACAGGAAACUGACCCUGCAAGACAGAGAGAACAUUCUGGUUUUCCAAAUAUCACAGAGCCAGAGACACCCAUUUGUAAACCCAACACUCACCAGCAAACCAUCAGAUCGUCGUAACGUUGCCAGGGAUAUCUGGGAGACAUCCUCACACACCAUCAAUGCCACUGUUCCAGAGAGUGGAUUGGUUAAGCUUCAGUUUCCACUGUUGCCAAACACUGUGAGCUUAUGGAUACAGGUUACAUUUGAGAAAACUGUAGAACAUAUUUCAGUGAGUAGUAAUGCUUGGCCUUAUGAGAGACCAGUCAUCCAACUUCAAACUCAGACUCCCAUCCUCAAGGUGGGGUUGCCGUUUGAAGUUUCCAUUGAAAGCUCGGAGUUAUUGAACGAGACGACCUAUCAGGUGGUGUCACGGGGACAGGUGGUACUCACAGGUAAAAGCAACCUGACCACAAUCCAGCUAACGCCAGAACUUUCCUGGGCUCCUUCAGCAAGUCUCAUCGUCUACUACAUUGCAGAAGAUGGCCAGAUUGUUCAUGAUGAUUUGGAGCUCGAAGUAGAAGGCAUCUUUGCAAAUAAGGUAUCAUUGUCUUGGAACAAGGAGCAAGUAAAUCCAGCUGAUAAUGUCUCUCUCAGCGUGUCCACCAACAUAGGCCAGUCACUUGUCGGGGUCUUAGUGGUGGACAAGAGUGUUCGACUACUGAAGGGAGGGAAUGAUCUCACAGAAGAGAUGGUUAUUCAGGAAUUAAAAAGUGCGACUAAAGACAACGCCAAGCCGACUUAUAGCUGGUAUCCCCAUAAUGUAUUUCAGGACAAUGGUUUAAUUGUGUUAACAGAUGCAUCUCUUCCACGCAGAGAGCCAUUCUACAUAACCUUCCGUGAUGACAACAUUGAGUUUAAAGUCACGAGCCAUGUGGUUGAGCCAGAAGAUCAGAGAAUCAGAACAUACUUUCCAGAGACGUGGAUAUGGUUGGAUAUGUUAACUGGUUCAAGUUCAAAUGUUAGCAUCCAGAGAACAGUUCCAGACUCCCUCACCACCUGGAUUGCCAACGCUUUUGUGAUUUCUGAGAGCCGAGGACUUCAAUUGGCCACUGGACCUGCCCAGCUGGAAGUAUUCAAAUCUUUCUUCCUGGAACUAAACCUUCCAUACUCUGUAACCAGAGGUGAACAACUCAUUUUGGAAAUAAACAUUUUCAACUACCUGCGACAGACGCUGGAGGUUUGGGUGACAGUGGAACCAAGUGAUUUGUUUGAUUUCAUCAUCAUCCCAGACGAAAAGGACGCUGUCCCCAAUAAACUGAAAGGCUCUGUGUUGAGUCAAGAUUCCCACGUGUUUUAUUUCCCCAUCAAGAUGAAGGGCCCUGGGAAGACUCCUAUCACAGUUAAAGCCACGUCUGAAGUCGCAUUCGAUGCUGUUACCAAAUACGUUUUAGUAAAGGCUGAAGGAAUACAAAAGUCAUUCUCUCAGGCUCUGUUCAUUGCCCCAGAAGCUGGGGGACAGCUUUGGUCCAAGGAAGUGCGGUUCACUUUUCCAGAAAAUGUGGUGGUAGGCAGCGAAAUCGCCCACAUCACUGUGAUCGGUGAUGUCCUUGGACCUUCCAUCAAUGGAAUCGAGGACCUUCUUCAGAUGCCUUAUGGAUGUGGUGAACAAAAUAUGAUCAGAUUUGCUCCAAACGUGUAUAUUUUGCAAUACCUAACAGCCAUUAACCAAGUUAAUGAGGAGAUUAAGGAGAAGGCUUUGUCGUAUUUGAUGCAAGGUUACCAAAGGGAGUUGACAUACCAAAGAUCGGAUGGUUCCUUCAGUGCUUUUGGAAAUUCUGAUCCUUCCGGAAGUACUUGGCUGUCAGCCUUUGUGCUAAGGUGCUUCUUGCAGGCACAGGAUUUCAUUUACAUUGACACGAUGGUUUUGGAAGAGACCAUUUCCUGGAUACUCAGACAUCAGAAUAAAAACGGUGAAUUCCAGGAGCCUGGACGAGUUAUCCACUCGGAGUUACAGGGUGGACAGAGUGGACCUGUAACUUUGACUGCCUACAUACUGACAGCUCUUUUGGAGGAUCAGAAUUACAUGAGCAAAAUUUUAGGCCAGGUGUCAGACGCUGUGAGGUAUCUCGAAGCCAAGCUGCAAGAUGAAAUCAAUAGCAACUACAGUCUGUCUCUUGUGACUUACGCUUUAACCUUGGCCAAUAGCAGCUAUGCAUCGCAAGCUCUGAAUGAGUUAAACCAACGGGCAGAUAAGCAAGAUGGUGUCAGGUUUUGGUCGUCUCCUCCGAACACACCCGUCCCGCUGUGGAGCCACCGACCCCUUUCGUCAGAUAUCGAGAUAGCUGCCUAUGCUCUGCUCUCACACCUGAGGCAGGGCAAGCUGCUGGAGGGCAUUCCCAUUAUGCACUGGCUCAGUGAACACAGGAACCAUCUUGGAGGCUUCUCCUCAACGCAGGACACUGUGGUAGCUCUCCAGGCCUUGUCCCAGUUUGCAGCUCGGAGCUUCUCUCCUACAAUGAAUCUCAUGGUGUCAGUCACAGGACCGGGGCUACCCAUGCCGGCAAACUUCAGUAUCAACCGCUCAAAUGCGAUUGUGCUUCAGAGCAAACAGAUUGGAAUUCAACAACCCAUGCUGAUUACUGUAACAGCACAGGGCCAAGGACUGGCCAUUUUCCAGCUGAACAUUCUAUUCAAUCUGGAGAGUGAAGUUGCAUCAAAGAGAUGGCGAUCUGUGGAGACGGAACUGUUUGACUUGGACGUUGAUGUUUUAGAUAAUAUGGAUGACCUGAAUCACCUAUCACUACAUAUCUGUACCAGGUAUCGAGGUAAGGGAAACAUCUCCAGCACGGGAAUGGCUCUGAUGGAAGUCGGAAUGCUGAGUGGCUUCGUCCUGGAAAUGGACAGGAUCCAGAUCAAAGACCCAAUGAAAAAAGUCGAGUUCAAAGCCGGGAAAGUCAGUCUGUAUUUCGAAUCGUUGAAUGACACAGAGGUUUGUGUGAACAUCCCCGUGAUAAGGGACUCCAAAGUUGCGAACGCCCAGGAUGCUGUGGUCAGUGUAGUUGAGUACUAUGAGCCAGCGACAAUUGUGGUGAGGACAUACAGCUCGAAGGUGAUGUCGGACACUGACACUUGUACUUUCUGUGGUGUUGACUGUAACCUGUGCAGCUCCCAGUUCAGCUCCAUAUCAGACCAGUCUACAACCCUUCCUCUGAUGGCAUGGAACGUCCUCCUGCUCUGUCUUCCCAGCGUUUAUCUCAGCUUAUCUUAAUUACACAGCUAUCAUUGAUUAUAAAAUCUGCCUCUUGGUGAAAUAAUUACUGCUUUAAUUGGGAGAGAGAUUAAGAAAGACUGGCAGAAACAUGUUUGUAUCUGGCUUGGAAACUGCCUUUCGUAAACUGCUGUUCAUAAUUUCUUCAACGUCCUCCUUUUGUAAAUGUGUUCAUAUAAAAGGUGUAUUUUUUUUUGUGAAUGUUUCUCCUCUUUUACCCUGCCUUUAUAAUUGUAGUCGCAGCUGCUUUAACCCAACCUCUCCAGAUUUCAGAGCGAGCGAGACUACACUGAAUUUACAACUGCUCACUGAGUUAUUUCCUCUUCAACUCACUGCAACAAACUUUAGAUAUAUCAGCUUGCUGUGUUUGGAAACUGGCAUGUUUCAAUAUUCACAUAGUGCAUGAACUUCCCUGACUUUCUCCUCUGGCCUCCUUGUGUAUGUGCGUGCAUGCUUGAUUUUCCAUUUGCAAGUCCUGAUUCGCAACAGAAAUAAAAGAAAAUCUUUAAUUCACUUAGACUAAAUCAUAAUUAAGUUGUGUGUGUAUGUGUGCAGCAAAGGGAUCAGGUCUGGCUGAUAUUCUGUAAAA